Messenger RNA from Fibroporia radiculosa, 459 nucleotides. RefSeq lists its product as uncharacterized. The coding region runs from base 1 to 459 and encodes 152 amino acids. Gene Ontology annotation, biological process: protein peptidyl-prolyl isomerization. Gene Ontology annotation, cellular component: intracellular membrane-bounded organelle. Gene Ontology annotation, molecular function: peptidyl-prolyl cis-trans isomerase activity. NCBI's taxonomy places the organism in Eukaryota, Fungi, Basidiomycota, Agaricomycetes, Polyporales, Fibroporiaceae. The transcript is spliced from 7 exons. The record is from RefSeq and is a predicted model, not a curated record.
AUGUCGAACACACGUCCAAUCGUAUUCAUGGAUGUCAACAUCGGAGAGACACCAGCCGGACGCUUGAAAAUGGAGCUCUUCAGCGAUAUAGUUCCAAAGACGGCUGAGAAUUUUAGACAGCUCUGCACAGGAGAGUACAGCUCGGCCUCAGGUGGAGAUUUCUUGAAGGGCGAUGGUACUGGGUCGUUUUCAAUCUAUGGCGAUAAAUUCCCGGACGAGAAUUUUCAAGAAAAGCACGUUGGACCAGGUUUGCUUUCAAUGGCGAACUCGGGACCGAACACGAAUGGCUGCCAAUUUUUCAUUACGACGGCAAAAUGCGACUUUCUCGACGGCAAGCACGUCGUAUUUGGAAAAGUUAUCGAUGGCAUGCUCACCCUACGGAAGAUCGAGAAUGUGCCUACUGGUCCGAAUAAUAGGCCCAAGCUCGCAGUAAAAAUAGUUGAAUGUGGGGAGAUGUAA